UGUGGCGUCUUGGAGGUGUUCUCAACCGUGGAACAAAUGUUGGCCAAACACGUGUUUCACUGGGACAAUAGUGAAUGGUGCACACUUGCUUCUCCAAGCUACAGAACAAAAAGUCACAUUUAAGAGUUGCUGGUGUAACAAUUGAAAGAACAUAUUUGACUCCUCUCUUGUACGUGCGGCCAAUGAGAAGGAAGAAAGAGGAAAGGAUAUUGCGUGUAAAAGUAAAGCCAACCAAUCACAGCUCUGCAGUCCUUGUGACCAUUGACGUGAGGUCAGACUAUUUUGGAGGUGCACAUCAAGCUUUGCUGAUGAACGGUCGUCAAGAAGAACGUCCCCUUCAGCAGCACGGGGGCGGGGAGGGCUCCUCUUUGAGGCAGGAGGAUCCACAGCCCCCCCACAUUAAAGAGGAAGAAGAGUAUCUCUGGGUUACUCAUGAGGGAGAGUGUCUUCCAGGGCAGGAUGAGGCUGAUCUCACCAAGUUUCCACAGACUGUUGUCUCUGUGGAGACUGCAGACCAUGAAGACAAACCACCUGAGGCCUCACACCUUCAUCACAGUCCAAACAACUGUGAAGAACAUCUUCUCCCUGAGCAACAGGAGUGGAGCUUUAAGAUGGGGAAGGAGGAGCCACAGCCCUACCACAUUAAAGAAGAAGAGGAGGAACACAGCAUCAGUCAAGAGGGAGAGCGUCUUGAUUGGUUGGAGGAGUUCCCAGUGAUUAGUGUGAUUGUGAAGAGUGAAGAUGAUGAGGUCAACAGUGAAAGUGAGGAGAAGAGAGAGGCGGAGCCUCCAAGCAGCAGCUCAACUCAACACAUGUCAACAGAAGCUGAUGGAGACCACUGUGGAGGAUCACAAGCAGACAAGCUCAUAGCUCCACUAUCAGAUAGUGACGACACAACGUCUCACUCUCCUGACACUGAUGAUGAAGACUCUAAAGAUGAUAAGACAUCUCACGGUGACAACACACACUUGACAUGUUCUCACUGUGACAAAACUUUUAAAUACCAUUGUCGUCUGAAAGUACACAUGGAAACACACACUGGAGAAAAACCUUUUUCCUGCUCAGAAUGUGGUAAAGAUUUUGCGGUAAGACGAUAUUUGAAAGUACACAUGAAAACACACACCGGAGAAAAACCUUGUAUCUGUUCAAUCUGUGGCAAAGGAUUUGUACAAAGUACCAAUUUGAAACUACACAUGAGAACACACACUGGUGAAAAACCUUUUAUCUGUUCAAUCUGUGGCAAAGGAUUUGUAAAAAAUCAGCGUUUAAAAGUACACAUGAGAAGACACACUGGAGAAAAACCUUUUUCUUGUUCAAUCUGUUGUAAAGAUUUUGUACGAAGUCAAUGUUUGAAAGUACACAUGAGAACACACACCGGAGAAAAACCUUAUACCUGUUCAAUCUGUGGCAAAGGAUUUGUACAAAAUACCAAUUUGAAAGUACACAUGAGAACACACACUGGUGAAAAACCAUAUUAUUGUUCAAGCUGCAACAAAAGCUUUUGUGGACGAUCCAACUUUGUCAGACACAUGAGAGAACACACAGGUGAGAAAGUGUUGAGUUGCAGUGUGUGUGGUGAACGUUUCUCUUAUAAGUACCAGUGUCAGAAACACAAGUGUGCUGGUGAGAACAGCAGCAGCAAAUGAAGCUGUAGGAUUUGAAAUUUGAAAUAAACAUCAGCACAUAUAACAAGUGUAACAUCAUUGUUGUGUAACAUAAUCUUGUUAUGAUUGAUUUAUAGAUUAGACAUUUUAGAUGAGUGCUUUCAUUUCAGUCAGUACAUGCAUUAUUAUACAAGAUUGUGUACUUCUUUUUAAUAAUGAAGAGAACAAUUUGACUGAAAAGGUGAGAAUAAACAGUACAAAACAUGUUGCACACAAUAAACAUUUAAUGUGUAUAAAUAUGUUCUUAAUUCACUUUUGUACUUAUUCAUAAUAGUGUUUUAUAUUCUUCAUUUUUAAUUAUAAAUGAUUCCAUAGAUUUAAAUUUGUUCAUACUGUUGCUUUUGAGUACACAUAAAUCCCUCUUAGUUCAUAUUUACUGGUUCACAUCUGAAACAUCUUCUGGAUCACUUCUGGAAGCAUAUUAUUAUUUACUUUAUACAUCAUUUGAGCAGUUGUGUUUUAUACAAGAUCAUUGACUUUUAAAAUGUGUGACUUAAUGAAUAAUUUGUUGGGUCUUGAUAAACCAUUCUAUUAAUUAAUUACUUUAUUACUAUGAAUAUUGUUUUGUGAUUGUUUUAUA
Messenger RNA from Nerophis lumbriciformis (worm pipefish), 2244 nucleotides. RefSeq lists its product as uncharacterized. The record is from RefSeq and is a predicted model, not a curated record. NCBI's taxonomy places the organism in Eukaryota, Metazoa, Chordata, Actinopteri, Syngnathiformes, Syngnathidae.